Molecule: messenger RNA, 2876 nt
Organism: Eubalaena glacialis (North Atlantic right whale)
Lineage: Eukaryota; Metazoa; Chordata; Mammalia; Artiodactyla; Balaenidae
Gene: PAPOLG
Product: poly(A) polymerase gamma
Exons: 23
Coding region: 229-2670 (813 amino acids)
Cellular component (GO): nucleus
Molecular function (GO): RNA binding; poly(A) RNA polymerase activity
Source: RefSeq, a predicted model, not a curated record
GGCUGGGAAGCGGCGCCAUAUUGGCGUCGGCCGCGCUGUAUUGUCAUAAAUAGAGCCGGUUUUCUGGUGUUUUCACUACUCGGUUGGAUGCCUCGGCCGUAGUAAGUGAGAGAGUGAGCGAGCAAGCGAGCUACAAGCGAGCGGAGGAAAGUGGACAGGAGGAGAAGGGAAGAGCAAGAACAGCACUCCAGAGCGAAAGACUCGCCGGUGAGGGAGGCGCAGGAAGCGAUGAAAGAGAUGUCUGCAAACACCAUGCUGGACAGCCAGCGUCAACAAAAGCAUUAUGGAAUCACCUCUCCAAUUAGCUUGGCAUGUCCGAAAGAAAUUGAUCAUAUUUACACACAGAAAUUAAUUGAUGCCAUGAAACCAUUUGGAGUGUUUGAAGAUGAGGAAGAAUUGAACCACAGGCUGGUUGUUCUUGGUAAACUGAACAAUUUAGUAAAAGAAUGGAUUUCUGAGGUCAGUGAGAGUAAGAAUCUCCCACCUUCUGUUGUGGCUACUGUUGGUGGAAAAAUUUUCACCUUUGGCUCCUAUAGGCUUGGAGUACACACCAAAGGAGCUGACAUUGAUGCACUUUGUGUUGCUCCAAGACAUGUGGAGAGAUCUGAUUUUUUUCAGUCUUUUUUUGAAAAAUUGAAACAUCAAGAUGGCAUUAGAAACUUAAGAGCUGUAGAAGAUGCCUUUGUUCCUGUUAUAAAAUUUGAAUUUGAUGGAAUUGAAAUUGAUCUAGUCUUUGCAAGACUGGCAAUACAAACCAUAUCAGAUAAUUUAGAUCUAAGAGACGACUCUCGACUGAGAAGCCUUGAUAUAAGGUGUAUUCGCAGCCUAAAUGGGUGUAGAGUUACUGAUGAAAUUUUGCAUUUAGUGCCAAAUAAAGAAACUUUCAGACUCACCCUAAGAGCAGUCAAACUAUGGGCAAAACGACGUGGUAUUUAUUCCAACAUGUUGGGAUUCCUUGGUGGUGUCUCCUGGGCAAUGCUAGUUGCAAGAACUUGCCAAUUAUAUCCAAAUGCAGCAGCUUCUACUUUAGUUCAUAAGUUCUUCUUAGUUUUUUCCAAGUGGGAAUGGCCAAAUCCUGUGCUGCUAAAGCAACCAGAAGAAAGCAAUUUGAAUUUGCCAGUUUGGGAUCCUCGGGUAAAUCCAUCAGAUAGGUAUCAUCUCAUGCCCAUAAUCACCCCUGCCUACCCACAACAGAAUUCUACGUAUAAUGUGUCCACAUCAACUCGAACAGUAAUGGUAGAAGAAUUUAAACAAGGUCUUGCAGUCACAGAUGAAAUUCUUCAAGGGAAAUCAGAUUGGUCCAAACUCCUUGAGCCACCAAAUUUUUUCCAAAAGUAUCGACAUUAUAUAGUAUUGACUGCCAGUGCAUCAACAGAAGAAAAUCAUCUAGAGUGGGUUGGAUUAGUAGAAUCUAAAAUACGUGUACUUGUUGGAAAUUUGGAACGGAAUGAAUUUAUUACUCUUGCCCAUGUAAAUCCCCAGUCAUUCCCAGGAAAUAAGGAACAUCAUAAAGACAACAAUUACGUAUCAAUGUGGUUCCUUGGAAUAAUUUUUCGGAGAGUAGAAAAUGCAGAAAGUGUUAAUAUAGACUUGACAUAUGAUAUACAGUCAUUUACUGAUACAGUGUACAGACAGGCAAACAAUAUAAACAUGCUAAAGGAGGGAAUGAAAAUUGAAGCAACUCAUGUUAAAAAAAAACAACUUCAUCACUACCUUCCCGCAGAGAUUCUUCAGAAGAAGAAAAAGCAAAGUCUUUCUGAUGUCAGUCGAAGUUCAAGUGGACCUCAAUCCAAAAGAUCAUCUCUGGAUAGCAAUUGUUUGGAUAGCUCCAGAGACACUGAUAAUGGAACACCUUUUAAUUCCCCAGUGUCUACAAACAAGCCUUCCAAGCCUGAUAUUCCUCCUUCAGGAGAGACAGAAAGGAAUAAUGCUGAGCCUGCUGCUGUAGUUGUGGAAAAGCCACUGACUGUCCCUCCAGCUCAAGGGCUGUCUAUUCCCGUCAUUGGUGCAAAAGUUGACUCUGCAGUAAAAGCUGUAUCACCUCCAGCUGUGUGUACCAUUCCUACUGUAGUAGGACGAAAUGUCAUUCCUAGAAUCACAACACCCCACAACCCUGCCCAGGGGCAGCCACAUCUAAAUGGAAUGUCAAAUAUAACUAAGAAUGUUGCCACCAAAAGAUCCCACUCCCCAUCCAUAGAUGGGUCUUCUAAGAGGUUGAAAGACAUAGAAAAGUUUAUUCGACUUGAAUCAACGUUUAAGGAAUCACGUGCUGCUGAAGACAGAAAAAGAAAAUCAGUGGAUGCCAUUGGAGGAGAAUGUAUGCCUAUUCCAACUAUUGAUACAUCACGCAAAAAGAGACUGCCCAGUAAAGAACUACCAGAUUCAUCAUCUCCAGUUCCAGCAAAUAACAUCCGUGUCAUCAAAAAUUCCAUUCGACUGACCCUAAAUCGAUGCUGUAGCAUUCUCUCAUUGAUUGCUACAUACAAUUCUCUGAGGAUCACCUGCUAUCAAAUUAUCAUCUACAAUAUUAUGGCUUUGCGUUGGAGGUUUUACUGCCUUAACUUUCGAUGCUUGUUUCUCUGUUGUGGGAACCAGUUCUUGGCUCUCUGGACACUGAUAAAACAAGUCCUGAACACCGCCCCCCUCUUCUUUUUAAGUCUUAUGUUGUAAUCAUUGUAUAGAACUAAAAAAGUUGAAAACAAAAAAUAAAACAAAAAAUGUAAUUUUCCAAAUGUUAACACAUUUACUUUAGCAUUGAAGCCACUUUGUGAAACCUGAGAUAAAUGAAUGUGAGGUAUCUUCUCUGCUUUCCUCAUUUGUGUAGAUGUACUUAUUGUCUGUUCUGUUGAUUUAAAUUAUUUUUUCUCAGAUUGGCA